Malus domestica (apple) is the source of this 3265-nucleotide messenger RNA. RefSeq lists its product as uncharacterized. The record is from RefSeq and is a predicted model, not a curated record. NCBI's taxonomy places the organism in Eukaryota, Viridiplantae, Streptophyta, Magnoliopsida, Rosales, Rosaceae.
AAGUGUCGUUUUUCCUGUGGGUUUUCUUAUCAGCUCUCUCUUUCUCUCUCUCUCUCUCUCUCUCUCUCUAAAAUCUACUUAGAAAAAAUGGCCCAGCGGAUCCGAACUUUCAUCGUUUAUCCUUUAUUUUUUUCAUGAGGAAUCCAGAGUCCUGGAAUGACUGAUUCCUUGAUGGGGUUUUGAGAAGGAGCUGGAAUAGAAACUAUGCAUCAAAUUUCAGAUUUUCUGCAAAUGGGGGCAAACAUCCAGUGCAACAGCUAUUUCCCAGGAUAUUAUGCCUCAGGGAAUCAUAACUUAAUUGCUAAUGACAGUAAAAGGAAGCAUAACUUAUCUACGGACCAUUUCGAGUACUACAAGGAGGCACUAAAGCAGACAAUGCUCAAGCAAGACACAAUAUUUAGGAAUCAGGUUCAGGACCUUCAUCGGCUUUACGGAAGACAAAGGGAAUUAAUGGAUGAAAUAAGAAGGAAUGAAUUCGAGAAACAUCAGCAGAAGAUGGAGGCUUCAUGGUUGACUACUGAUUUGUCUCGGAGCUCAUCUGUUUGUGUUCAAAAGACACUUCACGUUCCUUCCUUGCCUUUGGUAAACCCUGCAUGCAGUCAAAUCUCUGUUUCUGUUGCUGAAAGUUUCCAGUCACCUUCAUGUUUUGUUCGAGGGAGGGACAUACAGACAUGCUCUUAUCCUACUCAAACUGAAGGUCGUUCAGGAGACUCUGAAUCGUUGGAAUCCAAAUGCAACAAAUUUCAGAAGAACUUCUUGGAUCUCGAACUUCCAGCGGAUGCAUACAUUGAUGAUGAAGGAGAAGGAUUCUUAGUAGAUGGAAAGGUUUCUGAAGCACCUCAGGUUUCAAGUUCUCGUUUGAUAAGAUUUCCGGAGGCUGUAUGUAAUGGUGAUGCAAAACAAUUUCUUGGCACUGAUGGAUAUAGUUCUGUUUCGGAAGAUGAUACGUCAACUACUGCAUCAUUACAAAAAGGUUCAGUUGGCUUAAAUUAUCUGCAUAAGCUUGAGAAAGGAACAUCUCCUACAUCAGGCCUUCAGUUUUUAUCUAAGGAAUAUAUCCAAGACACCUGGAAAAGACAGGAUUUUGAAGUUUGCUCAAAUGUCCUACUGCAAGAGAGAAAAAGGAAACAAGAGUUGCCGUCCACUGACGAAGCUGAGAAAAGGAAAAGAACCUUGAAUUCUUUUCCUCCAGGAUCUCAUGCAGAUAAAUUAUGUCCUUCAUCUAGUUUAUUGCAUGAGGAGCUCAAGGCAGCUGAACCUCCAACCCUUCAUCAGAGUAACCAGAAUUCAUGGAGUGGAAGAACAAUUUUCGGUCUACAGAACCCCAGAAGUUAUAGCCAAUCUGGACCAAGCGGAGCUUCUUCCAUGUGCACGCCAUAUGAACAUAUUCCUCAGGGCAAGAUGGAAAAUUCAGGGGCCUCAUGCAGUGCAGCUAUAAGAAAACCUGUACAUGACUUUGCACGGUUCCCAAUGGCAGUUCAAGCACUCCCAUGUUUUAACACCCCCGUACCAUUUGGUACUUGUUCUAAAUCAUCAACGGUAAGGCCUGGGAUCAAUGGUGACAGGCUACAGUUGAAAAAUGAUUUGAGAUCUAGCACAAAACAUGGUAGUGCCUUCUUUCUUGAUGAUAACUUUAGCAAUGGCUCCCAGUUGGAAUCCAAGAAUUCACAGCCACACAUCAGUUUUGAUAAUCUGAUCCGGACCAGUGACAAUUUAGUGAUUGAACUGCCUGGAGUAAAAAAAGAUGUGAUGGAUUCCGCAAAUAUCAAGUCUUAAGGAUAUUAACUUGAAUUGUGUGCCUACUGGCUGUUCUCUGGAUGCGGCAGUUUCUCAGUGUUUCCAAGCCACAACCGGAUCAGAAAAACUUGAAGCUUCUUGUGAGAGCUUGCCUUGGCAUAGGCGAAAGCUUAAUGGCAAAACUGACAAAGGAUGUGAAGAUUCAACCCAGGCGGGGGCAAGUGAUUUCUCAAGUAAAAUAAUUCGUGAGUCUACUGGCCACCCCUCCAAUUCCAUUCUGAACCCACCUGAAGAAGUCAAGAAAAGAAGAAAAGUGGUGGUACUUGAUUUAAACGCUGAUUGUGAUUCAGUGCUUGAUGCAGAAAUAGAACUUACAGGUCAGGUAGUAGAGAAUGAAUUUGAUAGGAAAGAUUUUGGAUUUCAAAUUGCCCUGAACUCGUCCACAACUGGAGAUGGGUUUUCACCAGCAAACUCUCUCUCAACUGGAAUUCUUUUGGAGGCACCUGCUAGUCCAGAAAACAAGGAGUGUUCUCCACCAAGAGGAGAAUCGGACGAAAAUCAAGUUGAGACACCUUUUCUAUUGCCAGGACAGGAUGAUCCGGAAAACAAUGAGUUUUCUCCGCCGAUAAUACAAUUUGAUGAAAACCAAGUUGUCAGGAAUGCAGCAGAAUCUUUGGUUUCCAUUUCAUCAUUUGACCUUCGUAGUUGUAUCAUAAGGACCACGGACAAGCCACUUAAAAAUUCAUGUGCCUCCCUAUGUUGGUUUGCUGGGAUAGCAUCUUCAGUUGUAGGUGGUCAAGAGAACGAGGGUAGAGUGGUUAUCAGCGAGGAGCUUCUACCAGAUGGAAUGGACUACUUUGAGGUCAUGACCUUGAGUUUAACUGAGACAAAAGUGGAAGAGUGCUGCUGCUGCUGUAGAAGUAGUGGCCACAAAAAGGAAGAGCCGGGUACCACUUCAUUACCAAAUCAGCCAAGGAAAGGCCGGAAGAGGGGAAGGCAGCGGAAGGAUUUCCAGAGUGAAAUUCUCCCAAACCUUGCUUCUUUGUCAAGGCAUGAGGUGACCGAAGAUCUUCAGACAAUAGAAAAGUUAAUUGAGUCUUCUGGUACAACAAGGUCGGUUAGAUGCGCAACUAAACUUGGGUUGGCGAGGGGGAGGAAAAGGUCCAGCAUUUCUCCGUCCACUGUAACCGAGAAUAGUUUGGAAUCACUGUUGACGCAGAUUGGUGCCAAAAGUCAGUUCGGAAAAGGGGAGAGAAGUAUGAUUUGUUGGGGACAGGUAACUAGGCGGCAUAGAGGGCAGAGAUAUCCAGUUAGCAAGCCUUGGCUUAUUUCAGGCCAAGCAUGGCAAGAGUGACGGUAAACCGUCUGUUUUUAUGCUCAUUUGGUGAUGUUUUUGUGAAUCAAAUAGCUUGUUUUGUAAGUAUUCUCCAGACCAUAGUUCAUACAUGUGGAUAUAUAUAUAUAUAUAUAUAUUUGGGGUGGAGAAGAAAAGAACCCAUAUUGCAGAAUGAAAAUUUCUCUUUUUAAA